Messenger RNA from Nerophis ophidion (straightnose pipefish), 1731 nucleotides. RefSeq names its product calcium-activated potassium channel subunit beta-3-like. Gene Ontology annotation, molecular function: calcium-activated potassium channel activity; potassium channel regulator activity. The record is from RefSeq and is a predicted model, not a curated record. Gene Ontology annotation, cellular component: membrane; voltage-gated potassium channel complex. The coding region runs from base 54 to 884 and encodes 276 amino acids. Gene Ontology annotation, biological process: potassium ion transport; detection of calcium ion. NCBI's taxonomy places the organism in Eukaryota, Metazoa, Chordata, Actinopteri, Syngnathiformes, Syngnathidae. The transcript has 4 exons.
AUAGACACCGGCGAGCUCGUUAGCUGGAUACCAGGACCGAGGUCGGAGUCGCCAUGUUCCUGAACACGGCCCCUCCUCGGAGAUCGUUUAGCAUCCCAAUUAACAUCAACCUGCAGGGUGCACGCAGGCGGCAGGCGCGAGAGCUCCUCCACACAGUGACGGCCCAGGAGCAGGAGAGGAGCAGAGGUGGGGACGGACAUGGGGGCCACCAGGUCAAGACCCAGAUGCCGGUGUCAAGUGUCGGGGAGGACCGAGCCAUCCUCUUGGGCUUCGGCAUGAUGGCAUUCUCCGUGCUCAUGUUCUUUGUGGUCGGCAUCACUACGGUCAAACCCUACAUUAACAGCAAGUGGGAGGAAGAAGACGGCGGAUGCAUGCUGCUGCGCACCGGAAUCCUGGACGAGUGGGUGGACUGCAGAGGCGUGAGCGCCGUACCGUGCCUCACGGCGACCGUCAAUCUUGUGGCCGCCAAUCGAAGCGCCGUUCUGCAUUUUGACGAGGAGUCCGUGCUGUUUACGCCAAAGUGUUUCUACGAGCCCAAAUGUCAUAUGGACAAAAUGGAACUUGAAGGCGAAGUCCUGACGGUAAAAAGCAACUUGGACUCCUGGUUGGGAAGCACCUUCUUAUGCUUGUCGGACCCCACAAAGCAUCCGGGGGAGGUCAUCCUAAACAAGAAGUACACUCUAAAGAGGACCCUGUUCGCACUGCUCUGGCCCAGUCUGAUGCUGGGCGGCGGAGCCAUGCUGGUAGGCCUGGUGAAGCUGACACAGUGCCUUGCUCAUCUGUCCUCGGAGAUGGCAGCAGGGGGCAGACUGGCUUCAAAAUACACUUCUGGCAGUAUUUUCUACAAGUUCAUCCACAAUUCCACCGCAUCCUCUACGAUGUGACUUAUCCUGGAACUGACGAGUGUGCAAUUUCUGCACACUCGUCAUGUUUGCUUCGGUUCGGGGAUGUUUGCGUCCCUGGUGCGGUUUGAUUAUUUAAAAGGUCAUCCGAAACCUUGCGUGCACCGAGCCGAAAGAGAGGCGUCUCGGUGAACUCGCCGACGGAAGACAGAAAGACAGCUAAAAGCAUGCAGAGAUGACAAAAAAUUAGGUUGAGGUGCUUUGCAAUUGCGCUAUUUAAAAGUAUAUUUUCAAAGCUUUUUGUGAACUCUAAGCAGGCAAGGACGGCAGAAUAUAGAAAUAACUUACAAACGUCAAAACCAGUGAAGUUGGCAUCUUGUGUAAAUGGUAAAUAAAAACAGAAUACAAUGAUUUGCAAAUCCUUUUCAACCUAUAUUCGAUUGAACAGAACAUUAUCACCAAACCUAUGCAAGCGUCAAUAUAUACCUUGAUGUUGCAGAAAAAAGACCAUGUAUUUUUUUCACCGAUUUCCGAACUCUAAAUGGGUGAAUUUUGGCAAAUUAAACGCCUUUCUGUUUAUCGCUCUUUUAGAGAUGACGUCAGAACGUGACGUCACUGAGGUAACACACCCGCCAUAUUCAUUUUCACAUUACAAACACCAGGUCUCAGCUCUGUUAUUUUCCGUUUUUUCUACAAUUUUUUGGAACCUUGGAGACAUCAUGCCUCGUCGGUGUGUUGUCGGAGGGUGUAACAACACUAACAGGGAGGGAUUCAAGUUGCACCUUUUGAUGCGAAAGUGUCUGCCGCCAGACCCCCAUUGAAUGUACCAGAGUGUCUUCACAUUUGACCGGCGAUGGUAAGGCAGAAAUGGCACAGAGAUGUAUGGAUA